CAGGCCUGAAUAGCUUUCCCCCAGGGAGAGACCACACGCAGUAGCCGCCUAACCCCUCUCUCCAGCCGCCGCCGGCCGCCGUCGAGUCCGUGGUCCUUGCCUCCCGCGGCCGUCUGCUAGCUCCGCGAAGCUCGCAUCUUUCGAGGGAUAGUAGAUAGGCGGCAGGUAUGGCGGAGGAGGUGCAUCUGGGCCUGCCGGGGCCGUGGGCGGAGGACUACCGGGAGAAGGCCGACCACUACACCACCAAGAUCGGCGGGGUCCCUGAUUGGCCAGCCGAGGAUGUGGGGACUGAAGCUGAAUCACUCCAAUGCAAAUUGUGUGGAACCAGGCUCUGCCUUGUUGCUCAGGUUUAUGCUCCUCUUGCGAAGCUUAACAUUGAAGAGAGGACACUGUAUGUGCUCGUUUGCCCGGCGCCAAAAUGCAGCCCUAACACCCAAAGUUGGAAGGUCCUAAGGGUUCAGAAGUGCCAUACUGGUAUGCAAUCAAAUGAUAAUGGGGACGGGUCAGUCCAAAGUAAAGAAAAGGUUUGCUCAAAUGAGCCAACUCCUUCCUGUUCUGUGGGGAAAAAUAAUGAAGAAGAAAACAAGAGUUCCAACACCAAUGAUGAUGAUUUUGAUUUAGAUGCCUUGGCUGCAGCACUCGAGCAGGCUGCAACGGUGGCAUCCAACACAAAGAAGAAAAGUAAAUCAAAGCGUGCUAAUAAUGUCCCUAGAAAAUGCGCUGUAGUGAAGGAGAAAGUAAAUGACCUGAGUAUACCAGUUCUUCCUUGUUUCUAUAUCUAUUACGACAAGGAACAGUCGAGGGGGAAAACCAGUGUAGGUUCUAGUAGCUAUGAAAAACUUUUGGCAGAAGAGGUAAUGGACAUGGGUAAUGAUGAAGAAGAAAAAUGGGAAGGAGAAAAGUAUGAAUAUGAUAGUGCUCCUGGGGCCGACAGAACUUUCUUAAAAUUUAAGAAACGGUUGGAUGCAUAUCCUCAACAAUGCUUUAGGUAUUCAUGUGGUGGUAGUCCACUGUUGCCUACAACUAACUCACAGGAUGUUGGCACAUGUAAGCUUUGUGGUUCACAACGUCAAUAUGAACUUCAACUGAUGUCCCCAUUAUCAUAUUUUCUCGACCAAGCUGGUGAUGGUUCCUCAAAUUGUGCACCUAAUGCCUGGACUUGGCUGACUCUUGUUAUCUACACUUGCUCCAAGAGUUGCUGUCCUUCGUCUUGUUGUGGGAAACAGGGCAAUUGCUGCUGGGGAGUAGUGGAGGAGGAGAUAAUGAUGCAGGAGGAUGAAGCAUGUAACGCGUGAUGUGUUAAGCUAUCUGUAAUCUUGUGUGUUUUCAUUGUUCUUGUACUCUGUCAAUUUGACAAGUCAGUUUUGUAGGACUCCACCGAAGUACCAAACUUGUUAAUAAUAAUUCGUCUUGAAUUUCUCGUGGUGUAACUAUCAGAAUGGAAUGAUUAUGUGAACAUUAUUGGAAGUUAAAUUCUAAA
Molecule: messenger RNA, 1480 nt
Organism: Triticum dicoccoides
Lineage: Eukaryota; Viridiplantae; Streptophyta; Magnoliopsida; Poales; Poaceae
Product: programmed cell death protein 2-like
Exons: 7
Coding region: 168-1295 (375 amino acids)
Cellular component (GO): cytoplasm
Source: RefSeq, a predicted model, not a curated record